Messenger RNA from Pieris macdunnoughi, 942 nucleotides. Lineage: Eukaryota; Metazoa; Arthropoda; Insecta; Lepidoptera; Pieridae. The record is from the annotation of a GenBank genome assembly.
AUGGAGCUGAGCUUUUCGCUCUGUUUUUUCCUGGUUUUGGCACUCAGCCUAGUCGAGUCUCGUCAAUUUCGCUACGAUUACAAAUAUAACCAAGAUAUCCAAGGUUGGAUCAAACUGCACCAAGUGCCGGCCACCUGGGCAGACGCGAGGCUGAGAUGUCAUCUUGAAGGUGCCAAUUUAGCCUCACCCCAAAAUUUCAAAUUCGCGAUAGUACUAAUGAAUACAUUGAAGAACACUCUUGCUGAACGCACAGGAAUCUUCACGGGCAUCCAUGCGACCUUCUCGAAGGGAGAUUUUCACUCUAUAGAAGGUAUUCCGUUAACAAAAAUGUCGCUACAAUGGAUGCCUUUCGAGCCUGAUAACGAAAACAAUAAUGAAAACUGUAUUGUGAUGCAUUCCAAUGGGACAAUCGCUGAUGUCAACUGCAACGAAGUGUUCCCCUACGUCUGCUACAGAAAGAAGUCUAAGAACGAGGUGUUAACUGAAUGCGGCACUGUUGAUAGGGAUUAUCAUCUGGACCCUCGGACUGGCAGCUGCUACAAGUUCCACUUCAUAGCCCGUAACUGGACCCGCGCUUUCAUGACAUGUACCGCAGAGGGUGCCUAUCUGGCAAUUAUCAAUAGUGAUGCUGAAGCUGAAAUCUUGAAGAAUCUGUUCGCAAAAUAUUCAGAUACUGCAAUACGUUUUACCCAUGUCAAGUUUAUUGCUUUCGUGGGUUUCCAUGACUGGGGCGAGCAAAAUGUCUGGACCACUAUAGAUGGCCAAACAAUAGAAAAAGCAGGCUUCAACACUUUCGAUGUUAACCAGCCAGACCAGCACGGAGGAGGGCAAUCCUGCGGAGGUUUCUUCAGAUCAGGCAAAUUAGACGACUCCAGGUGCAGUGCCAGGCUGGCUUUCAUAUGCGAAAAGUCGGUAGAUAGCCUGUUGGACGAAAAUGAAUAA